Molecule: messenger RNA, 1070 nt
Organism: Leptomonas pyrrhocoris
Lineage: Eukaryota; Euglenozoa; Kinetoplastea; Trypanosomatida; Trypanosomatidae
Exons: 1
Coding region: 228-1070 (280 amino acids)
Source: RefSeq, a predicted model, not a curated record
GGACCCGACAACGCAGCAAACACGCAAGGCAGCGAGUUACUUCGAGGCCUCGGCGGAUUCGUGUCGCCUCACACAUUUCCUUGAUGAGGGAAACGCGAGCAAUUCAUGGUUUCUCCACAGUCUCUCUCUCUCUCUCUCUCUCGAGAAAACACUGUCUUCUGCUGACAGGGCGUUGAGCACACAACCCUUCACUUGGACGCAGCAGCAACAAAGCCCGCGCACACCCCAUGCCGACGCCCUCCCCCUUUUCCCUCACUUACAGCUGGUCCGGCGAGGACGACGGUGACAGACUCUCUCACCGCGUGGUGUGCCUCCGCUUGGAGGAGGAGGGAAUGGAGCGGGCAGAAAACUUGGUGCAGAGCGCCCUGCACACGACGCCUCUUUCACCUACACGGAGCACCUUGACAAAUCCUGCAGCGGCGCCGUGGAUGGAGCUGACAGUAGGUGACCGCGGUGUCUUCGCACUGUGCAUCGUGGCCAAUGCCCGUGUGCUGGAGAUCCACGAAGCAACCGGAGGAGGAACCAAUACGAAAGGUGAGGCAACGGCCACGGCACCGCUACUCACGCAGGAGGCGCAGCUCGCCGAUGCAUCGACAAACCUGUACGCCCACUUUCUUUGCCACGGCGGCGGUGGUGCCCUCUUUCCCCCGCUGCACGUCUACCGGCUGAAAUUGUUCGGCCGCACACCCCGCAGUGAAGUCUGCGUCGCGAUGACUUGCCUUGUGCUGUUGAAGGAGGCUGCGGUGCCUGCGCCGUGCCUGGCUACUUCCACCGAUCCCUUAGUGGCAGGGGAAGCGCUGGGACACACUGCCGGGGCAGGCGGUGCAAAUGUGGUGGAGUCCCUCCUCGGACUGCAGCGGCAGCUUUUUAUGAUCGAGCGGCGUGUUGCGACGGCGUUCGACGAUGUGAGGCAGCGAAUGGCGCGACUGGAGUCCCGCGUGGAGCAGCUAGAGGCGCCUGUGACGGAGGCCCAGACUACCACCGAUCCGGCAUCGACGCCAGCACAUACCACCUCACAGGCUUUUCAUGAGACGAAGGAGGAGGAAGAGGAGGAGAGAAGAUCGGCGUAA